UGUAAGAUGAUUUGGAGAAUAAAAUGAAGAAAAUAGGCGUGUUCUGUGGGUGUUUUCAUUUCCGCGAAGUGUAGACCAAUCUCCUCCCAGUUGUCGGUGAGUUUUCUAGCAACUGUUGCCCGGUGAGGCAGCAGCGCCAUAGUCACCGUAGUCCUGGAGACUGUAACCCACCAACAACAACCUCUCGCUUCAUCAUUUACCACCACCACCACCUCCUCCACCACCAUCCUCAUACUCAUCCGCCAGUCCACAGCUCAGGCGCCAUGCAGACCCCUGAAGCAGGCGCUGACUCCACCUCCACCGUCCCUAUCCAGACCACCGUGCCUGUCCAGCCUGCGGGCUCCACCCAGCAGCUGCCUGUCCAGCAACAGACACAGACUGUUCAACAGGUCCAGCAUGUUUACCCAGCGCAAGUGCAGUAUGUGGAGGAAAACAGCGGCGUCUACACAAAUGGCAACAUAAGAACCUACUCAUACUCCGAGCCACAGCUGUACAGCCAGAACAGUGGAGGAAGCUACUUUGACACGCAAGGGAGCUCGUCCCAAGUGUCUACAGUUGUCACCUCCCAUGGCAUGGCCAGUAACGGCGGAGGGGGCAGCGGAGGCAUGAGCAUGGGCCUGGCUGGGGGUCAGGUAAUCAGUGGCGGCUCCGGGGCCUACCUCAUGGACAACGCCGGAGCCCACCCUGCCACCCAGACCGCACGGACAUCCCCGGCUACUAUUGAAAUGGCGAUUGAGACGCUCCAAAAAUCUGAAGGUUUAUCCAGUCAGAGAAGCUCGCUGCUCAACAGCCAUCUGCAGUGGCUGCUGGACAACUACGAAACAGCAGAGGGCGUGAGUUUACCGCGAUCUACCCUCUACAAUCACUACCUGCGCCACUGCCAGGAGCAAAAACUGGACCCAGUGAAUGCAGCCUCCUUUGGGAAACUCAUCCGCUCCAUCUUCAUGGGACUUCGUACAAGGCGCCUCGGGACAAGGGGGAACUCCAAAUAUCAUUACUAUGGUAUACGUGUCAAGCCUGAUUCGCCGCUCAACAGACUCCAGGAGGACAUGCAGUAUAUGGCCCUCAGACAGCAGCCUGUUCAGCAGAAACAGAGAUUCAAGCCGGUGCAGAAGUUUGACACCAGCUCGGCAGACAGCUACUCAGGUGGGGGUCACAACCAGCCGGGUGCAGCCGAGCAGACUGUUAUCGCACAGAGUCAACACCACCAGCAGUUCUUAGAUGCAUCACGGGCUCUCCCUGAUUUUGCGGAGCUGGACCUUGGGCAGAGCAAUCCGGAGAACAUCAGUGCAGAGGACGUGAAGGCUCUCCAGUCGCUUUACAGGGAGCACUGUGAGGCCAUCCUGGAUGUGGUCAUCAACCUCCAGUUUAGUCUCAUCGAGAAACUAUGGCAAACAUUCUGGCGUUACACUCCGCCCGACUCUGUACAGGGCGCCACUGUAACAGAAAACAGCAGUAUAAGUGAAAUCGAAGCCCGGCUCCCGCAGUCGCAGCUGCUGGCGCUAUGCCGAAACGAGGCGGUGCUCAAGUGGAUGAGCACCUGCGACCAUCUGAUGUACCAGGCCCUUGUGGAGAUCCUCAUCCCUGAUGUCCUGAGACCCAUUCCCAGUGCCUUGACUCAAGCCAUUCGCAAUUUUGCCAAAAGCCUGGAAAGUUGGCUUAAUAAUGCCAUGAACGUGAUCCCACAGAGGAUGAUCCAGAUCAAGGUUGCAGCUGUUAGUGCCUUUGCGCAAACACUACGCAGAUACACGUCUCUGAACCAUCUCGCUCAGGCGGCCCGUGCCGUGUUGCAGAACACGUCACAGAUCAACCAGAUGCUGAGCGAUCUAAAUCGCGUCGACUUUGCCAACGUACAGGAGCAGGCGUCGUGGGUGUGCCAGUGCGAGGAGGGCAUGGUUCAGCACUUGGAGCAGGACUUCAAGGCCACACUACAGCAGCAAAGCUCUCUGGAGCAGUGGGCGGCCUGGCUGGAUAAUGUGGUCACUCAAGUGCUAAAGCCCUACGAGCAGCGGCCCAGCUUCCCUAAGGCAGCCCGGCAGUUCCUACUGAAGUGGUCCUUUUACAGCUCUAUGGUGAUCCGGGACCUGACCCUGCGCAGUGCUGCCAGCUUCGGUUCUUUUCACCUGAUCCGCCUGCUCUACGAUGAGUACAUGUUCUAUCUGGUGGAGCACCGCGUGGCCCAAGCUACUGGAGAGACGCCCAUUGGUGUCAUGGGCGAGUUUGACAGCCUCAACAACCUGUCGCUCUCAAACAUCGAUAAAGAUGAAACGAGCGGAAUGGAUAGCGAUUUGGACGACGAGCCGGAAGAGUCCGGGGAACCUCUGGCCAAACGUGAGAAGUCUGAACACGAGGUGAUCCAGGUCAUUCAGGUGGGCGGUCUCGAGGACGGAUCCCACCCCGUGGUGGGCGUGGUCCAGCCGGGCGUCCUCCACUCGCUGCCGCAGCCCCCACAAGACCACAGCGAGCACAUCCUAACACCCUCGGCCGGUACCCCGACCAUCCGCCACUGCAGCGCCACAGGCAACACCUACACCUCGGUUUGAUGGUGUGAGAGGACGUGUCUGACCUUGUCUCGCUUCCCCACAUAUCUGUCAGCCUCCAUGUUUACAUCUCUUUUGUCUCUGUCUGCACUCGGGUCGACACAGUCCAGCCCGGUCCAUGCGGAUGAGUGCUUGGGAUAUUGAUACUGUGGCCAGGAUGCUGCCUCUUGUCAUAAGUCUUUGUUUUUAGCAGCAACUGAUGGAGGAAGAAGACACUGUAUGAAAUGCCUCUGCUUGUCUAUAAACACAGGGUUAAGCUCUCAUGAAAAUCCUUCAAACUACUGAUGUCUCUGAGCUCAAAUAGCCCAUUGUACAUAGCUGUACUGUACUUUUUGAUUAGUAUAACCCAAAAACUCAUGGUGCUAUCAUUGUGUUGAAUUGGUUGCUGAACAAGAACUAUUUUGGACGAUUGUAUGUAGCUGUUAUGUACGGCUUUUGACCAACCAUGAUGGGGUGGUAGCCUUUGUAUCACAAGCUGCGUAACGCUUUUAGCCUCCAGUAAAACGGACCCCUUAAAGAAUAUGUGCGCUGCUACUCUUGUCGAUAGGAGGAAGAUAUCAGCUGUACGAACCCACAUCCUCGCCAGUAGACUAUUAUGCACUCAAUACAUAACUUUUGCCUUUGUCCACGUAAUCACGAAGAAAUCAGCGUGUUGGACAUGUUCCCGUUUUUUGCAGUUUUCUGUCUCAAUCAAAUUUAUUACAUUUGCAAAGGACCAAAAAAAACAACCACCCAACGAGAGGCGGCUGAGAAUGAGCCAAUAGCUGUUGUGCCAUGUCUCAGAGCAGAAGGAAUGUCAGGGAUUUAAUGUACCUCCGCUUUAUCACAGUGCCUUAUUCUUAAAUACUGCUGUUCUCAGUGUCCUGCGAGUCACUGUCACCCCAUCUUUUCUUUUCGUUUGGUUACUUGAUUUGUUUUGGUUUUUGCAGCAUCCCAAAUACAGAAUAGGUUCUCUGGUUCGUUGGAUUUGGGCUGGCUCAUCAGUGUUUCGACCAAGGGAUGCAGUCACAGACGCACCUCUUGCUUUCGUCGGGAUCAGCGCCGCUAAGCUUCUUACAUCUUUGACUCAUGAUGGUUUGCCUCAUCCCUCCUGUUCCCACUCCUUUCUGAUGCACCUCCUUUUUCGAUCCAUACUCCUGUUCCUGCUGCUUUCUGCUCUCAAUACAUUUUCUCCUGGUCUCUCUUGCAGUAUCAUAGCUCUUUUCCCACCCUUCCUUGUGUUCCUGCUUUCUCCCUACUACCUGUGGUUUCCCUGCUUCUGACCUCACACUGCUUCUUGUUUCUAUAUUGGCACCAACUACUUUCACCACACUGAGCAAACUCCCACUCCUGUUCUGUCAGCCAUUAUCUUCAGCUCUUUCUUGCAGUACUGUAUCUCUUUCCCACCAAACUCCUCUUCCUCACUCCUGCUCCCACUGCUUUGUAUCUCUUUCCCCAUGCCACCCCUGCUCCUGUGUCCCUUCCACUCAUACGACUGACCCCACUCGUGUUCCUGCUCCUGUGCCCACUCCAGGACUGUAUCUCCUCCCCCUACUCAUGUUGCUAUCUCACUUCUUACCCCUGCCCUCUGCACUACUGUUCCUGCUCCCGCUCUUUCUCCCUUUGGCCGUCACUCCUGUUCUCAUCUCACUGCUCUGUCUCUUGCAGGAAUGAAUCUGCUACUUUUCUGACCCUACUCCUGCUCAUACUCCUGACCCCACUCUUGUUUCUGCUCCCACACUUUCCUCCCUUCAGGGCUCACUCCUGCCCCCACUCCAUGUCUUUUGCAGUACGGUAUCUCCUAUUCAAACUCCCACUCCUGCUCCCACUCUACCUUGUCGAGGCCUAUUGUUGCGUUUUGUUUUGGAUGAAGUGUGUAUGUGUUGCUCUGCUCUGUCUGUUUUUAGUGUGUGUAUGUGUGUGUUGUGUGUACACAUCCAUAAGUCACCCUACCUCAAGCCAGUGGUGCCAGCCUCCCUUGACACAUACAGCACAGUCUGUCCAAGCCCUAUUGCACACACAUACACUGCACAACACCACAGCGAAAAACAUACUUUGCUUUUUUUCUCAACACAAUUUUCAUUCCUGUUUAUUAACACUCGUCAAACACAUCGCUUCCCUAACCUCCCCCGCUUUGGUCAUCUUUGUACAGUGGACCAAAAGUUAGAUAUUUUCUGAUAUUCAAAGAGAUCUAUAGAAAUCUAAAAAUAUAUGUAUAGAAUAUAUAUAUAUAUAUAUAUAAAAUACUUCUACAGUACAUUUAUUUGUUGCUUUUGAUGGAUGUGAUUGUUGCCAAGGUAGCUGUUGUAAGUAGACUGUGAAAAAGGGAGAGGAAAAAAAAAAAAGGCACGUGGACUACUGUACCAUCUAUACUUGAACUGUUAAAGCCUUCUAAUGUUGUGGACAUUACUGAGAUUAAUCCUCCUAAAUAGGAACGUUUUUGUUUAUUUUUAAAAUUGUCUGCACCAUUUCUCUGCAAUUAUUUAUUAUAUUUAUUGUGUUUGGCUCACCACGCCCAUGCCAUACAGCCAGUGGUACUGUUUUAAGGAAUGAUAACCCUGCAAAAAGUGCAGAGCUACUGUACAGAAGGACAGGUGUAAUCCUUUUUUGUUUACUUGCUAUAAUUUGUUGGCCUUGAAGGAGGUCAAGAUAUGUGUCAGACAGGACUGCACUGGAUCUUUGCCUUACUCCUACAAAAAGCUGUUGAGAUGAACGGAAUUCUUAAGAAAAGUGAUGAGGCUCUGCGUUGUUUUAAUGUAAAUCUCAGCUCCCUUUGUUGUAUAAAUAAAUCCACAACACAUCGAUGGUAAACUUCUUUGUGCCUGAUUAUGGGGGAAAAUAUGGCUUUGCUUUCUUCAAAUUAUAUGGAUGUGCUUUCUGGUCUGUGCUGCUAGAUUUUUUGGUUUUACAUUUUAGUGCCAGACAGUGAUUUUUAUUUCUGCAUCUUAAAAGCCUCACACAGGACUGAUGACAAUGCUGCCAACACGUUUUUCUGUUAUCACAAAAAAAUGUAUUUUUUCUUGUUGGAUUUGUCUGUACUAAGAAAAUUUACAAGCAGAAAAAAACCUGUUUCUUAUAGCUUCACUUGACCCACAGCAAGACUCCAGUGCCUUUUAACACCCCCCCACCUCCCAAAAAAACCCAGAUAACUUUUUGGGUCUAUGGCAACCUACAGACACACACGCCAUCUGAGGCAUUUUGUUGCAAGGACGGCAGUAUGGAAUUGAUCCUGAGACUGGAUUAUUAUUUAUUCUAACGAGUGUGGUAGAUGAUCCCUAAAGUUUCUUUUUAAAUUGUAUAGGACUAUCAAUGAGAGUCAUUGUAAGUAAACGUUUGCUUAUUCCACAUAAUGAUGGUGAUUUUUCUUUGUUUUGUUUCUGGAUGCUGUGAUCUGUCUUUUUUUUUUUUUUUGGUAUUUUGUAGAGGUUUUCAAGUGCCAUUGGACUGUCUUAGUGAGUUGUGGCCAUCUGUAGCACACUCAAAUGCAGGCACAAGCAUUUUGGCAGUGACGUUUGGAGGGCUUUUGUUUAUUUUAGACAAAAAAAAAAUGUAUAUAUCCUGAAAUUUAGGUUUAUUUAUUUGUCCUGACCAUUUGAUUUGGUUAUUUUCCCCUCUUCUAUCUGAUAUAAUAUAUACACACAAAUUCCAUGUCUUUCUUUCUGUGUGCCGUUUUUCCUCAUAUCUUUUCAACUUGGCGAGUGUGUCGGGUGAUUUGUAUUGUUGUAUUUUGCAUAAAAACAAGGACUUUUAUAUUUAUAAAAGACAUUUAUUUAGUGUGUCGUAUUGCUGACUAUACAAACUUUAAAAAAAAAAAAAAAAAAAGACACAUGUAGUUUGUUUUUUCUGAAUAUUUCAGAUCUCAGCUCAGGCUAGCUUCUUUUUAGUGUUUGUUUUUUUUCUUAAAAGUUGUGACUUUGUCUUUGCAGUAAUAAAUGUUUUCUUGUUCAA
Dunckerocampus dactyliophorus (ringed pipefish) is the source of this 6467-nucleotide messenger RNA. RefSeq names its product regulatory factor X, 3 (influences HLA class II expression) (gene rfx3). Bases 264 to 2543 code for a protein of 759 amino acids. The transcript has 17 exons. Gene Ontology annotation, molecular function: RNA polymerase II cis-regulatory region sequence-specific DNA binding; DNA-binding transcription factor activity, RNA polymerase II-specific. Lineage: Eukaryota; Metazoa; Chordata; Actinopteri; Syngnathiformes; Syngnathidae. Gene Ontology annotation, cellular component: nucleus. The record is from RefSeq and is a predicted model, not a curated record. Gene Ontology annotation, biological process: regulation of transcription by RNA polymerase II.